Lytechinus variegatus (green sea urchin) is the source of this 4241-nucleotide messenger RNA. RefSeq names its product alpha-N-acetylgalactosaminide alpha-2,6-sialyltransferase 1-like. Gene Ontology annotation, molecular function: sialyltransferase activity. The coding region runs from base 46 to 1158 and encodes 370 amino acids. NCBI's taxonomy places the organism in Eukaryota, Metazoa, Echinodermata, Echinoidea, Temnopleuroida, Toxopneustidae. The transcript has 7 exons. The record is from RefSeq and is a predicted model, not a curated record.
CAUAUCCCCAUUAAAGAGAUCGCUCAGCUGUUUUGCAUCCUUGUCAUGGUUACAGGAGGGACUGUGUUAUUCAUCAUCGGGAAUAAUGGCCCAUACAAGACAGCCGGGUUUUCCAGUUAUGCGUUGGCUUACCCAAAACCACUUCAGCAUAAUGAUUCAUUCCUGCAUAAUGAUUCAUUCCUGGUGCAGAAAGCAAGACGAAAUGAUUCUCAGCAAUUCAUCAAAAUUGCUGAAAAAAACCCAGAGAUGUCUUUCAGGAAAGAUCCAAAGUUCAAUUUUUCUUCAUGUCCCCAUUCCUUGCAAGGAAAGCUACAAGCGUCGAACUGGUCCGCUCAGUACUAUCAGCCUUCAGUACAGAUGGUCAUGACUAGUGCCAAUAUCAACAAUAAGGAAUAUGAACGCUUGAAGAAAUAUCAUAUGCCGUAUGGAUUCUUUUAUAGAAGGAAACUCCAGUUUAAAAAUCUGUCCAAAAUACUGAAACUCUUUUCCAAAGAUGAAUCGAUAUUGGGUUUCGAGAAGAAUGAGAGGCCUCGAUGUGUGAGUUGUGCUGUCGUAGGUAAUGGAGGAAUUCUGAACGGAUCGGGAUUGGGCAAGGAAAUCGAUGAUCAUGACAUGGUGUUCAGAGUGAACCACUGUGUGAGGAGAGGCCAUGAGGAUGACGUGGGUAAUCGUACUACACACUACGUGUUCAUGCAUCGGUCCCUCAUGCACACACACAAAUCUGAUAUACCGACUGACAAGGGUAUCAAGUGGGUUUUCCUGCCUUGUGAAUUGGUUGACUAUGAAUACAUCACAGAAGUGGCCAAGGGAUCCAACCCGAAGCAGAAGCUGAAAGCUAAGGCUGCAGACAUCAGGCUGCUGCACCCAGACUUUGUCAGAUACAUUCACAAAAUAUGGAUGCGUACAAAGUCAUUCCGACCUAGUACGGGUGCAGUGAUGUUCUUUACGGCUCUACAUGCAGGAUGUGAUUCUCUCAGUGUUUAUGGCAUGGGAUACAACAAAAAAUAUACAGGAUACUACUACGAUAGCAAGUUCAGUGCCUAUAGGAAUACUUCAGCAAGCCAUGAUUUUCGAAGAGAGGUCCAGAUUAUCAAGGAACUAGACCAAGCUGGUGUCAUCAAGUGGUAUAAGAGGGAUGUCCCUGAAUUUUUAUCAUAGUCAAUAUCAUAAAGAUUCCCGAUUGUAAACAUGCUGUAACCUUUCAAACGUCAUGGAAUACCAUCUGCUUGUGAGCUUUCAGUUGAGAGUCUGCUUGGAAGCAGUCUGUGAGUUUCAUCAGACAUUCGUCGUAGAUGGCGUACUUGCUGAUGACUGUGCUGAUGCAGCGCAACGAAUCGUAAACGACCCGGUCCACACUUUUUAAACGAUCCGACGACGACGCGAUUUUCGAAAUUUCAUGUCAUUUCAUUUAUUGGUUUCUACAAGACUUUUUCAUAAACACAUGAACAAAGAAGAUACAAUUAUAAUAAACGUAUAACUGACAAGCAAAACAUUGAACAUAAUUACAUUUUCUAUUAAUACAUAUCGAUUUUUUGGAAGGUUGCAGUGAUUACCACUAUAAGCUCAGCUUGACUGCGUGGCAACCCCAGAAAACAAUAAUUAUUAUUCAUCCAACAUGAUUAUCUUAUCGUAAGGGUGCAGGUGCGAAAAGACGAGGGGGGGGGGGGGCGCUUGGUCCUCACAAUGUACUUUUUAUUUUGAUUCUUGGUUGUUUUUUAUUUUCUUCUUUUGGAAAUUAUGUGUUUCAUUACAUAAAGAGAAAGAGCAAUUUUAGGGUUAAAUCUGUGAAUAUUUAUUCAAUAAUAAUGUUUGAAUACCCCUUUUAAAGGGGAAUUUGAAUCUUAGCUGUUUGAAUGAAUCUGGCUAUGUAUUCCAUAUGUCAGGCCCAUGACGUCUUAGUGUUUUAUGUGCUAAUAGUGUUCUAGGAUUGUCUAAGUGAAUAUUCUGACAUGUCCGUGUUGGGUAUGAAUGUAAGUUGCUAUUACAUGAAAAGAAAUCGGUAAACACAGGAGGAAGCAGUUUGUAAUGAUAUUUAUACAUGAAAAUAGCUAUUUGUAUAGUAUUUAUAUCAUAUAUCCUUUACGUUUUUAGACGAUAAAAAAGUGGAUCAGUGUGUGAAAGAUAUGUUGAUUUUGUGCAUAUCCUAACACUUUUCUUUUGUAAUAAAAGUAAAUGUUCAACGUUAGUUUUACUACAGUUUCCCCAAAUAAUGUUACAAUAAUUAAUAUAUGGUAGUACCAAUGCAAUGUAUAUCAUUAAAAGGGAAUGCUCUGGCAAAAAAUACUUUAAUUUGUAUAAUAUUCCAGUUCCUUUAGCCAUUAAUGUGGAUAUAUUGCUUACGUGUUGGUUCCACGAUAAAUGUUUGUCUAUUGUAAUACCAAGAAAUUUAUCAUAAUCUUUUUUUAUCUAUGGGCUCAUUAUCAAAUAUAAUGUCUUGGGAAAAAAAAUCGUCAUUCUUAUGAGUAGUUUGAAAAUGAACAAAAUGAGUUUUACUUAUGUUUAACAAUAACUUGUUACAUUUAAACCAGGAAGAAACAUUUUUUUAAUUCCAAACUCAUUAUAUUAAUCAAUUCAUCUAAAUUUCCGUGAGAUAAUAAGAUGUUGGUGUCGUCAGCAUAUAAAAUAAACGAAAGAAUUUGAGAAGAAUAUAGUAUAUCAUUGAUAUAAUAUUAAAAACAGAAGUAGUCCCAAAAUCGAACCUUGUGGCAGUCCACAAUUAAGAAAGGACAACGGAGAUCUAAUAUUAUUAAUAGAGAGGAAUUGUUGUCGAUUUAAAAGAUAACUUUUAAUCCUUGACCAGGCAACUCCACGUAUUCCGUAAUUAUAUAAUUCAUGUAAUAAAAUUUGAUGGUCAAUGGUGUCGAAGGCUUUACUUAUAGGUCCAUAAAUAAAGCGAUUAUAUGACUUCUUUUUGAAAGAGAGUUAACAACAUUAUCAAGUAAUUUAGUUAUUGCAAAAUCGGUUGAGAAUUUUUUUCUAAAGCCGAAUUGGGCGGGAGUAAGAAUUUUAUUUAAUGACAAAAAUGAAUCCAGUCGUUUGUACGCAAUUUUUUCCAAUAUUUUUGACAAACAUGGUAAAAGUGAUAUAGGACGAUAAUCUGUAACUUUAGUCGGGUCAUCUUUUUUGUAAACCGGGACUACUUUUGCUAUUUAUAAUAAAUUGGGACAACAGUCAUAUAUUACAUGCUUUAAAAGUUUUGUGCUGAUUCCGUCAUAUCCUUUAGAUUUUUUAGAUGCUAAGGUUUCAACUAUCUUAAGUAUUUCAUGUUGAUCUGUUGGAAUAAAACACAUUGUAUUUGAGUUGGGCUCGGAGAGAUACUCAGUCAAAUUCUUACCAUUACUUUGUAUUUUUGAAGCCAGGUCAGGACCAAUGCCCGUAAAAAAAGAUUAAAAGCUUGAGCAAUUUCAUAAUGUUCAGUAAAUAAUUCAUUUUUAACUUCAAGUUUUUCAAUUUUAUCAUGGGGUUUACUUUUGUUUAUUAAUUUGUUUAUGACAUUCCAAGAUGCAUUCAAAUUCUCUUCUGCGUUUUUUUUUAUUUCUUUUGAAUAAUAUAUUUUUUCGAAGAUCGAAUUACGCCGGUGAGUGUAUUGCGAUACUUUUUAUACUUGAUAAAAUUAUGUUCAGAUCUAUUAGAAAUGAAUGAUUUAUAAAGUUUAUUAUGUUUCUUGAUAGACUGUUAAAUUCCUUGAGUAAUCCAUGGAUUUCUGAUUUCACUUUUACGCUUCUUGCUUUGAACAAGUGGUAUAUUUUUAUCAUAGUAAUGAGUGAAUUUAUCAAUAAACAAUUUAUCAGCAACAUUUGCAUCAUUUUCUUCCAAAACGUCAUCCCAAUUCUCAUUGGUUAAAUCUUCAAUCAAAGCUGAUAUAGUAUUUAUAUUUUCUUUCCUGUAUGUUUUCUAAUCUUUUCUUUGUUUACACUAACUUCACAUUCUGAAGAAAUUAAAAAAAUAUUGGCAAAUGAUAUGUAAUAUCAUAAAAACUCCACUAUUGUUAUCAUUGCUAAAAGAAUAUAUCAUCGAUCAAUGUUGCUGACGUGGACGUUAUUCUAGUAGGUAUGUUGAUGCAAGGAUGAAAAGCAUAUGAGGAAAGUAUAUUGAGAAAUAUGCUUGCAUUAUUAUUGCUAUUAUGAUUCCUUACUUAAUUAGACUUAUAAUAAGAUGGUUUGUUAUAUAAAUUAUCUGAUAAAUCAAUAUUGAAGUAACCCAUCAUAUAGAUUUGUUUAUUUUCACGUGAUAUCUUCUCA